AUGCCACCCCAUCAAGUCAUUCAGGGCUGCAGUGUUUGGCACUGGAAAGAUAAGCUAUCCCCGGCUGAAGGCUGGAUUGUUAUCGACUCACCCGUGCCUACUCACUCGGGAGGCGGGCUCUUCCUUCACGAGGACGCAACUCUCAAUGAGGUUCGCGAUAUUGCUCGCUCUAUGAGCGCCAAACUCGCUGUGUCUUCCCAGCCUCAGGUCGUUGGUGCCAAGGGCGGCAUCAGGUUUCCUCAUGAGGACUCACGUGCUCCUCUUGUCCUGGAGCGUUUUAUUCGCGACAACGCAGCUGUCCUCUCGGAGUACUGGGGCACGGGAGGAGACCUCAACACAGACCACGACAUCAUCGACAGACACGCUAGAGCCUACUGCUCUCCGGGCACUUUGACUGCGCUUGAUGCACUCAGUCAAAAGCUUGAUAACAGCGGAUGGGGUCUCAGCGAGUUCUGUGUCGGCUAUGUGAUGGCUGCUACCCUCAAAGAGCUCAUUCUCCACACAAAGUCGGAGCUUAUGGGACAGGCUCGCCUAGUUCUCCAGGGUUUCGGUUGCGUCGGUUCUACCUUUGCCCAAGCAGCUGCCCAGCUAGGCAUCGGCCGGGUAGUUGCCGUCUCCAGUCAGUAUGGCUUUCUAGUCAACGACAAUGGCAUUGAAUGUGCCUCCAUUGAAGCCUGUCGGCGCAACACCGAGAAGACUCCUAUCUCAGGACUUGAUCCUCGGAGCCUGGAGGCUGGUCUCACAGAGGCCGAGCUAGGCGCAGCUUUGUAUACCAAGCGCAGAGCUGGCUCAACUGACGAAGAACACCUUGUCAACUUCCUCGCCGCAUCUCGGGGCGAAGUCUUUGUUCCCUGCGCUCAGCGCUAUAUCCUUACACCCCGAACACUUUCCACGUUAAGCCACGAAACCUUCGCUGAGAGCAGAGAUGAAACUCUGUCUAAACUUGAUUCUGCAUCAAUCCGGAUGCUGCCAGAGUGGAUCAGCAACUCGGGAACGGCCAACCUCUUCAUGCGAGCUUGCAGCGGCUUUGCGCUGCAGGGCUAUGGUGCAUCCAACCUCGAGGCAUCUGCGAACGACACCAAGGCCUUUGUUAACGCCGCUUUCGGCAGCGUCGGAUAUCGAGCAAGCAACAGAAUGGCUCAUUUGACCCUGACAACGCACGGGGUUGAAAGAGCUGCCGAAACAGUUAAGGAGGUCUACAACGUCAAGUUCAACAAAGAUGAGAGCCUUUAUCGACUUCCCGGUCUCGGUGACCCGACCCUCAGCAUUGUCAAAGCUCCCGAGAGCGCUGGACCUGGAGACAUCGGGCUUUCUAUACGCUUCUCUCUCUACAACAUUGUGAAGACUCGCCAAGUCUUCGAGGCUCAAAGGAUUACCUUCAAAGACCGACUAAUUCAGGACGGUUCAACUGAGCUUGUUGUCCUGCGCGAGGAAACCGGAUACCCUAUGAGCUUUUGCCAAGCCCCAGCCGAGGAGCCAUCGAAUGACGACUUUUCAACUUCCCCUAAGGUUCUAGACUCCAUAGCAGGCUCAACACGCCAUCUUGACCAUUACGCUGCCAUCAUGCCCGACACCAUACGUAUGAAAGUUUUCCAUGAGCGCAUGUUGGGUUUCACUUCACUUCGGACUUUUACCGUCAACACGGGAUCCGCUGCCGAUGGUGGCGAUGAUGGGCUGAUACAAGUUAUGGGCAUCCCCUUUGAUGCCAAGCGAGUUGUUAUUCUUACUGAAGGGUUGAACCCUGAUUCGGUCUUUUACAAGCUGAUGAUGCGUCAUGAUGGAGCUUAUGUCCACCAUGUUGCACUGGAGGUUGAAGACGUUGGCGCCGUUUUCGCUGAAGUGAGGGCCAGAGGCUGGACUACUACGGCGGAAGAUCUUAGCUACGAUGUUGCCACAGGUCUUCGUCAGUUCUUCUUGAAGGAAGAUGAAACCGGUUGCAUUUUGGAGCUGAUUGGGCGUAGUAGUAAGGACAACAAGUCAGAGAACCAGGAAAAGUCAUCUUCUGGCCCUGCGGAUGAUGGAGACGUUGUCAAAGAUGAUGGUGCGGAUGAUAUUGGCAAUUAUGCCAACGGCCAGGUGGCAUUCCGCACGGAAAACAUUGUUGCUUUAGCUCGGUCUUUGGACCGAUCCGACUAG
Molecule: messenger RNA, 2136 nt
Organism: Colletotrichum phormii
Lineage: Eukaryota; Fungi; Ascomycota; Sordariomycetes; Glomerellales; Glomerellaceae
Exons: 4
Coding region: 1-2136 (711 amino acids)
Biological process (GO): L-glutamate catabolic process
Cellular component (GO): mitochondrion
Molecular function (GO): L-glutamate dehydrogenase (NAD+) activity
Source: RefSeq, a predicted model, not a curated record